AUGCAGGAAUAUUUUCAGCCAAAGGAUUCCAUAUCAGAAAAAAAAUUUAUGGGAAUUUAUCAUGUCACUAUCGCAAUCUCUCUGUAUUUUCUUAGUCCGGAUAUUUUAAUUUAUGAUGAAAAAGUUCAUGACGAUAGCGAUGAGGGUCUUUUUGAUACAGCUCUCAUGAAGAUAACACGCGGAUGUCAUAUCGACUUGUAUCUGUUAUCAGUUAUUUGGGAAAAGAAACAAACAGUGGCCACUAUGUAUGUGAUGCUUGGUGUAAUGCAUCAAAAUGUUGGUUAUUCUGUAAUGACGACGAAAUCGAACCUGUUAGUAAAGAAAAUACUCAACAGAGACGGCACUGGAUAUAUCUAUUUCUACCUUAAUCGAGAAUUGUUCGAAAGACAAUAA
Molecule: messenger RNA, 393 nt
Organism: Brugia malayi
Lineage: Eukaryota; Metazoa; Nematoda; Chromadorea; Rhabditida; Onchocercidae
Gene: Bm80
Exons: 5
Coding region: 1-393 (130 amino acids)
Biological process (GO): protein deubiquitination
Molecular function (GO): cysteine-type deubiquitinase activity
Source: RefSeq, a predicted model, not a curated record